AAACUGUGUUGUAGGCCAAAUUUGUUCAUUUGCUACACAAUCAGCCGCGUCAACAUGGCAGCCUCCUCAAUAUUCCAGCGUUCUUUUUUCAAGUCCUAUCCCACGGCGAAAUCGGCGGACGGAGUCUACAUACAAACAAGCUCCGGGCGGAAAGUGUUGGAUGGUAGCAGUGGUGCGGCUGUUUCUUGUCUCGGCCAUGGCCACCCCGCCCCAAUCCAAGCCAUCAUCGACCAAGCCCAACGAAUGGCCUUUGCUCAUACAUCUUUCUUCACGAAUGACCCAACAGAGGAGCUUGCUAGCCUGUUACUUGAGCAAAGUGACGGGGCAUUUGUAAAAGCCUUCUCUCUCAGCUCUGGUUCCGAAGCAGUGGAGUCAUCUAUCAAGAUCGCAAGACAAUUUCACGUCUGUAAAGGCCAGCCCCAACGCGUCAAAUCGAUCUGCAGAAAAUCUGCGUAUCAUGGGAAUACGUUAGGGUCGCUGUCUGCUGGCUACAGUCCUGCCAGGCGUGAAACUUUCGAACCUCUUCUGUCUUCCGCGUUCCACCAUGUUUCACGAUGCUUCUAUUCCAGCGACGCGAAUGAAAAUGAAAGCGAAGAGGCAUACGUAUCUCGACUCAUCCAAGAAUAUGAGAAUGAGUUCACAAGACUCGGCCCAGAUACCGUAGCAUCUGUCCUUCUAGAGCCGGUGUCAGGUGCUACUUUGGGAUCCGUCCCCGCUGCGGCAGGCUAUCUUGCGAAGCUGAAAGAGCUAUGUGUGAAGCACGGAGCUCUCUUGAUAUUUGACGAGGUAAUGUGCGGAAUUGGGAGAGUUGGUACCUAUCAUGCAUGGCAGUCUCUCGGGAACGUUGCUCCCGACAUUCAAGCAAUCGGAAAGGGACUCGGAGCGGGGUAUCAAGCUAUUUCGGGUGUCUUGAUGUCACAGCGUGUUUACGAAACACUAAAGAAUGCCGAGGGCCAGCAUCCCUUUGUCAGUGGACAUACCUAUCAAGGGCAUGCCAUCGCCUCAGCGGCUGCUUUGGCUGUACAGCGUACGAUUAUUGACGACAAUUUGUUAUCGAACGUGCAGAAGAUGGGAGAUGUCUUGACACAAAAGCUACUCGAAUCGACACCAAUCCUCAAAGAAGUACGCGGGAUGGGUUUGUUUCAGACAGUAGAUUUUGCGACACAGCCAGGAUCUCCGAUUGCGUCGAAGGUUGCGUCCAGAUGUUUUGAGAAUGGAGCGGCGGUCUACUUAUGCUCGUCUGCAGUUGAUGCUGUCAUGUUUGCACCACCCUUCAUCAUCAACGAGGUACAAAUCAACGAACUGGUCGAAAUCUUUACGAAUUCAGUGAAACAAGUAGUGGAGGAACAAAGAUAG
This is a messenger RNA of Periconia digitata, 1356 nucleotides long. The record is from the annotation of a GenBank genome assembly. NCBI's taxonomy places the organism in Eukaryota, Fungi, Ascomycota, Dothideomycetes, Pleosporales, Periconiaceae.